UCGUUGUGAAUAUCACAACAAGAAGAUAUCGUCUCAUUUUUAUAGUGUACUUUUCAAACUCAAUUACUAGGUAGAGAAAUGUCUUCCAUGUCCAACGUCAAUCGUCGCUCCGUCAACUAUCAUCCUAGUAUUUGGGGUGAUAUUUUCCUUUCAUGUCCCUCCAAAAUGAAAAUAGAUACUGCAACUCGGCAAGAAUACGAAGAACUGAAACAAGAAAUAACGAGGAUGCUUAUGGUGGCUACUGAUGGGUCGUCUCAAAAAUGCCAUUUAAUUGCUACAAUAAAACGCUUAGGUGUGAGUUACCUUUUCGAAAAAGAGAUAGAGGAUGCUUUACAGACUAAUUUCCAUCACCAUGAAUACAAAGCUGACCAAACUCUUGAGUAUACUUCUCUUCAAUUUCGAUUGCUUAGAGAGAAUGGUUUUAAUGCUCAAUCUGAAAUAUUCAACAAUUUCAAAGAUGACAAAGGAAAUUUCAAGAUAUCCUUAACAAGUGAUGUCAAAGGCUUGCUAGAAUUAUAUGAAGCGAGUCAUUUUCUUGUUCAUGGAGAGCAUAUACUAGAUGAAGCACUUGCUUUCACCACCAGUCAUCUAGAGCUUGCCCAAAGAAUUGGCAUUGAGCGUCCCCUUUCAGCACUAGUCUCCCAUGCCCUGAAACGACCAAUUCGUAAGACUUUGCCAAGAUUAGAGGCAAGGCAGUACAUUUCCCUAUAUCAAGAAGAUGAUUCACAUGACAAGACGUUAUUGAAGUUCGCAAAGUUGGAUUUCAACUUAUUACAAAAUUUGCACAAGGAAGAACUAAGCAAGAUCUCUAAGUGGUGGAAAGAUCUAGAUUUUGCAACAAAACUACCUUUUGCACGAGAUAGAUUGGUUGAAUGUUAUUUUUGGAUAUUAGGAGUGUACUUUGAACCCCAAUAUUCCUUUGCAAGAGAGAUAAUGACAAAAGCAAUAGUCAUGGCAUCAACCAUGGAUGACAUAUAUGAUGUACAUGGCACAUAUGAAGAACUUGAACUCUUUACAAAUGCGAUUGAGAGGUGGGAUACCAGCUUUAUUGAUGGGCUCCCAGCAUACAUGAAAGUUUACUACAAAGCACUCUUAGAUCUUUAUGAAGAAAUGGAGAAAGUGAUGACCAAGCAAGGAAAAUCAUACAGAGUCCAAUACGCAAAAGAAGAAAUGAAACAAUUAUCUCAAGCUUAUUUUAUUGAGGCCAAAUGGUACCAUGAAAACUACGUACCGACGGUAGAAGAGUACAUGAAAAUUGGCUUAGUAACUUCUGGCUACCCCAUGGUUGCAAUCACAUCUUUUGUUGGAAUGGGAGACGUCGUUACAGAAGAAACCUUCAAUUGGGCAUCUAACAACCCUAAGAUCGUAAGAGCUUCUUCGAUGAUUAGCCGUCUCAUGGAUGAUAUCGUCUCACACAAGUUUGAGCAAGAGAGAGGACAUUGUGCAUCGGCGGUUGAAUGCUACAUGAAGCAACAUGGAGUUUCAGAAGAAAAGGCAUGUGAAGACUUAAAGAAGCUAAUUGAUACUGCUUGGAAAGAUAUAAACCAGGAGUUGUUGUUUAAGCCAGCUAGGGCUCCAUUUCCAGUCCUUACUUGCGUUCUCAAUCUUGCGAAGGUUAUGGAUUUCCUUUACAAAGAAGGAGAUGGUUAUACACACGUCGGAAAUGUUACAAAGGCUGGGAUUACUUCACUGUUGGUUGAUCCGGUGCCGAUUUGAUGACGAAUUUUGGAUUUGAGGAAGCUGACAAACUGGCCAACUCCUUUCCUUUAGUCUACGAUCCAGGGAAUUUGCGGUUUGCAGCAUGUGUUUUUAACCUGUUGUGUGCUUUGUUGUGCUGUGACUCUGUUUCUCAAAUUUGUGUGGUUCAUCUCGGCAUGUUUGUGCCUAUCAUGUAGCGAUAUUAAUGGUUUUAAUAAGCGCUUAUAUCUAAAUGAACACUUUUUAAGAAA
Molecule: messenger RNA, 1949 nt
Organism: Gossypium raimondii (Peruvian cotton)
Lineage: Eukaryota; Viridiplantae; Streptophyta; Magnoliopsida; Malvales; Malvaceae
Product: (-)-germacrene D synthase
Exons: 7
Coding region: 79-1716 (545 amino acids)
Biological process (GO): diterpenoid biosynthetic process
Molecular function (GO): magnesium ion binding; terpene synthase activity
Source: RefSeq, a predicted model, not a curated record